Trematomus bernacchii (emerald rockcod) is the source of this 4336-nucleotide messenger RNA. Its product is annotated as C2 calcium-dependent domain-containing protein 4C. The transcript has 2 exons. NCBI's taxonomy places the organism in Eukaryota, Metazoa, Chordata, Actinopteri, Perciformes, Nototheniidae. The record is from RefSeq and is a predicted model, not a curated record. Bases 133 to 1374 code for a protein of 413 amino acids.
CGCCGCGCAGCGCACAGCUUACCGUGGAGAAAACACCUGUUGCCACGGAGCGAGUGGACUAAGACGAGUUAGUGUCUUCUACUCACCUGACUGCUCUCCACACACCCACACCUCCCACAGUCCGGUGGGACCAUGUGGGUUCUGGAUAAGAUCCGCGGCUCGGUGGAGACCAGCGUGCUGCGUCAGGGCGAUAACGCAGAUAGGAAAGGCGUCCCCUACAGCAACGUCCUCACCCCGGACCAGAUCCCGGACUUCUUCAUUCCUCCGAAGCUGGUCAGCGGCGCCCCGGAGCCAGAGAUUCUUCAAGUGAAACCCAAAGAGACUCUUCAACCUUCAGCAGCGUUGGAGCAGAGUAACGGCGGCGGCAGGAAGAUCAGCAGCCCGAGGAGUCCCCGCCUGGUGGCCAAGAUCGCCGGCGACACCAAGAACCUGCUGCGAGCCGCGAACCGUCACAUCAUCCAGAUCGAGAGCGCGGACGAUGUUGGCGACACCAACGCAGACCCUCAGUCGCAAACCGCCAUGUCCCUGCCUUACGUUCCCAAGACUCAAACACCGUACGGUUUCGCAACGUUGAAGGAAAGCCCUCACACUCGCCGUAAAGAGUCGCUUUUCCACUGCGAGCUCAGCAGCCCCAUCUCCUCCCCGAACACCCAGAGGAGGACCCACGGGAGGAGCAGCGAUGCGGGGAACCAUCUCAACCCCGCCGACUGCAACAGCUCCCACAUGAACCCGUACCGGUACUUCAGCGGAGGCGAGAGCGACACCUGCUCCUCCGCAGAGUCCUCGCCCUUCAGCUCUCCGUUGCUUUCCCGCUCGGCCUCGCUGCUCAAGAUCUUCACGCAGGAGACCCAGGCCAAAGUCGUGAAGGUCAAGCGGACGUUCGCUCGCCACAGCUCCCUCUCCACUGAUGAGUGCAGCUCGGCAGAACCAAGCCCCAACAUCCAGCGGCGGCUCCACGGUCCGUCCUUCGGUGGGGCUGGGCUGUCGGACCACCAUCGGGAACACACCGUCAACCUGCACAAAGGUGGGACGAUGAGGAUCAGCGCCAACUACGACGCCAGCACCUCCCGCCUGCUGAUCCGCGUUCUGGCCGCGGAGAGUCUCUACGACAAGCACUUUGACAUCAAGAGCAUCAACUGCUGCGUGUCCGUGUACCUGAACCCGGGAAAGAUGCAGAAGCAGAGGAGCAACAUCAUCAAGAACAGCCGCAACCCGGUGUUCAACGAGGACUUCUUCUUUGACUCCAUCAGCGCCGUGCAGGUGAAGAAGCUGUCGGUGAAGUUCAAGGUGGUGAACAAAGGCACGAGUCUGAAGAGGGACAACCUGCUGGGGGAGCGAGAGGUGCUCCUGACCAAGCUGCUCUCCGGGGUGUAAAGCACCUGGAGGUCAGAGGGGGGGGGACACACGGAUUGAACGAUAAAUUAGAUGUCUGCACUGGUUUCUACUCAUACUACUGUUUUUAUUCCACUAUAUGUAAACAGAGUGGACUUUACGAUGAAGAAGGAAGUAUUGAAAUAGAGACUUUCUUUUUACACCAGUCAUCAAAGGAAACUCUUGAUGUAAGGAUUUAUGGUGUUGGACGUUUCCCUGGUUCCUUCUGCUCAUUAAACCCAGCCUGGCUCGACAGCAGCAGAUGAAUUUCACAGAUGAAAGCAUGUUUUUCUUCUUCUGGACAACCCUCUAGCCCACUCCCUUGACUGGUUCAAAGGUUGCACAACCCCUGUGCAUCCAUCGCUGUCCUGUGUUCCUCAUGGUUUUUAUCAUUCUAAUGGGACGUAAAUCCACAGCAGCACAGGAUGUGAAGCUUACACUAUCUGCACGGCGUGUUCGGCACAAAGAUGCUUUUGUGAAUCAGAGCUUUGAAGUGGCACUACAUCCUGAUGUGCAAAUGAACCUUUGAUCCCAGUCCUCAUGGCCCGCCUCCUGCAUGGGUGGGCGUCAGACAAACAAUAGACACAUUUACAUGCAGAUCUGAAAAAUGAUUAUAAUGCAAAGCCCUAAUUGCAACAAUCUGUCAGUAUAGAUAUUAACGGGAAGAAGAGUUCCAGGAAAUGUCUGGGUUUUGCCUGUUAUUUGACUAAAGCGUUAAAGUCAGUUGUUCUUACUUAAAUGAAUUGUGUGAAUCCUUGAGGUGUAACUUACUUAUAAGUUCAAAUCCUGCAUUGUUUACAUCCUAGUUUGCUUUGAAGCGAUCGUCUCCUUGACAGCAUCUGUUGGUGCAUUGAUACGUUUUUCAUUUAGCAGAACAUUGAACAACCAAUGAUAGGAUGAGGAUUGCAAAUUGAAAAUAACAAAUGCACCUACUACGUUUAUUUUUCUUCAAACCUGCGCAGGAUUGUUUUACCCGUUUUUUCUCCCAAGUUUUAUUACAAGCUAAAUACAAAUAAAAGGUUGCUACCCGUGCAACAUUCAAAGACUCGUUUACAAACUAGCUAAUUUCAAAUAUUCUUACCGCCCUUUGUAUUUUCUAUAAAAUGUAGGUUUUCAAAACUCAUUGUCCAGAAAUAAGUUCACACAGGCUGGAGGAAUCUGGAGCUGAAAGGAAGAACAUAUGAUAAACGUUCCCUCAUUUCAAUUUCAGUUUGGCUGAUGAGAUCUUUGGAGCCUUUUGAGGAACCUGUGAGCACGAUCCACUGCAACCUGUCUCGAAGGCCUCAUUCAUUGUGGGCACCUUGAUUAAAUCUCGUGCAACCAGGCAACGAGCUCUCGCCUCGUCUUCACUCUGCAUUCAGACCGGUUCCAUAACGCCGUCUUAUUCUGCACAGACUCACAGUCCAAGAUGAUUACUUUAGUUGCUUUCCUUUUUAUCAGGCAGUCACGCAGCCUCAGUUAAAUCUGCCUCUCCAAUCAUUUUCUCUAAAGCACUUCACAUAUUUCCAGUUGUUGGAUAAUUUUGAUCUCAAUGGGACAAUAAAUGUGCUGAUUAAAAAGCUACACUUCUUGCUGUGUAAUCAAAUUAAACAUGUCUGUCAUGUAAAGCGAAUUUAACAGUCGGCCAUUUAUGCAACCAGUGCCGCUGCCUUAGUCCCAGUAUUGGCAGAUACAGUACUUGUGUGCAUGUAAAUGUAUUAAAUGUCUCAUAUGAGAAUAACAGAGCACUGUAGUAACAGUUGCAUGGCACACAUGUCACUGACAUACUGGUGUUUGCAUGAAAUGCUCAAAGUUUUAUGAAACCCUAAAGCCUUACGAUGUAUAUGUGUGUGUGAGAAUGAGAGAAAGUGUGUGUGUUUUGAUUAGCAUGACAUUUUGUCCUAUGUUUUCUAUGUACGACAUGUUUUGUAAAAUGCUUUUGUUGGAUUUGUACUGUAUAUAUAUCUACAUAAUGUACUAGUUUCUACGAUUGUCAGCCAAUUAUGCACCAGCGAGUGAGCAGUGAUGAUGAGAGGCAUUUUAAUUACGCCUGUUUCAACUUUAAUUACGCCCAAGGGGGAAGAGGUAGAAAUGUCAAGAGUCAAAUAAGGAAAACAAGGUAACGAGGCAGACAAUAUUGAGUGUUUUGACGUAAAAAGCAGCUCUUAUGAGGAUUAUGAGAGCAGACAGAAAAUAAAUCAGAGACAUCACAGAGAUGCAAAUUACUGAGGCGCCUCAAACACAAAGAGCCUUUCUCUCACCUGGUGAUUGUAGCUCCCUUGUAGCACUGUUGUUGAUAUGCUCUCUCUAUAUAUUCGUUAUUUACAGUGAAACUGCUGGUCGGCUUUGUUUUGGUGUGAAAGUCAGUGAUCUGUUGCCUGCUCGUACAGUUAUAGCAUGACUAACAUACUUCAGUAGUGUCAGUGGUGACUUUCAGUGGAUUCAUAUCGUGCAGUGGUGAGUCCAAUGUGCUCUGAUUCUAGAUGAAGAUUUACUGCUGACACAAAUGUUUUUUACACCUGAAAUAUUGUUGAUUCAAAUUGAGUACUGUUUUGUAUUAUUGGAAACAAUUGCUUAUGUGGCUUAUCAUUUAAUAAAAUGGAAAUGCAGAGGGGAAAACAAUAAACAGUAAUCUAUUUACCUCUGCUUACAUAUCUGAAGUCAUAUUAGGAGGUUAUAUCAGCGUUACACCUUUUUAAGUUUAAUGCGUUUCAAUCACGAUGAAGACUGGCAGAUGGAAAAAAGGGGCCCUAUUCUGCACAUCAGGUUCAUAUCAGUAUGUAGUGUCUUUACUGGGACAUGUCUCCAUGCUUUAAUGUCUGAAACCAGAGCCCAGUCUGCUCGGAGUGGUUAGCUGGCAUGCUCUGUUAUGAUUGGUCAACCACUUAGAGAUGUCCCGCCACUUAGCUUAUCACGUACAAUGUGUUGGAGCGCUGGCCAAUAGAAGUGUGGUUGUUACAUAGUAAUGUCACUAUUUUACGGAUGU